CACUUAAUGUUAGCAAUAGGAAUACCCCAAGAAUUUUCCCCCUUCUAUGAUGUUAACAAUUUUGCACCAGGAAAAGACGGUCCUGGUAAGAGCGCAGCCCAAAUAAAAUGCGCUUUGACUUUACAUAAGCAUUCACAUAAGGCUCCAUGUUUCGCAAAAACUAUAUGUUCAAGAGUUGUAAUUUUGAAAUUUUUUGGCAAGCAAAGUCGCAUUCAAACAAUCACUCUUUAUGGGGCUAAUCAGGGUUAGUGGAACAGCAUUAGUGGAACAGAACUUUAAGAAGUUUGGUCCAGGAUUACGGACGUUUGGUAAUUUCUCGACAGAACGAUGGGAUUCUCCACACUUGCCGGAUGCGGAGCUUCUUGAAAAUGGUGCGCGGAAUACGAGAUUUUUAUAAUGUUUGCAGAAUUCUUAACAUGUUGUCUUGAAAAAAUAACUAGUCAAAUCCUUUUUUUUUUGUAGCAGGCUAGGUUUUUCUGGUCAACAAUUUUGGGACGCGUAAUUUUCACUCAAAUGACCGGAACGGAGAGACUGCGCAAUAAAUUGCGCAAAACGGUGGAUUUGUACCUCCUUGAUGACCCCCCUUUAUGAAUUCAUAUGCCAGUGUGAUUUUAGCUUUGUAGGACGCACAUCCCAUUAUAAGUAUAAAAAACAUGCUUGGCCUGUUUCGAUCCACCACUAGGGGUUUUAUUCUCUAAGAAGUGUCAGAUGAAAACUUUUUAGCACGCUCUAAAUUGCUUGCUUUUUCCAAAUCCAAUAUCAAAUUUUGCACCGCUUAGAAGUUGUGAACAUAAGGUGUAUCCCAUUAUUUUCCAUGUAGGGACAAAUGACCAGUGCAAAUGACUUGUUAACUGCGAAGGAGCCCAUUAACAACAACAACGAUAUAUUGACGCGCCAAUGUGAAUGUUGUGUGUCCAUGCUGGGGCUGCAUAAAUUUGAAGUCAAAUGUAACAAUAAUCGAAAGAUCUAAAUAUUAACCUGCCAUUAUUUUCAAUAUUUGUAUAAGAUAGUGCAGCAACUGCAAAAUCGUUCAUUGAUCUGUUUUGGUUAGGCCGUCUAGGGGCCAGCAAGGUACGAUUCCAUGGAAAUUGACGAAGAAGAUGGCGCUGGUGGUGAAAUAAGGCAGACGGUCGAUGCUGAUGACCCAAAUGAAGGUGUAAUGCCUGGCAUUGAGGAAAACACUAAUGAUGUUGUAAUUAUCAGAGAUGAUGAAGAAAUUGAUGAACAAAAAGUUACUCCACAGAAUGGGGAAUCUAAACCCAAAGACGAAGUAGAGGAUUUUGAUAAUGGCCCUGAAAGUGAUGCAGAGGAACAAGGCUGUCCUGUAUGUUUUGAGCCAUGGACCAACUCUGGAUCUCACAGACUUGUUUCAUUAAAAUGUGGUCAUUUAUUUGGUAAAAGUUGUAUAGAGAGAUGGCUUAAAGGUAAAAAAAAGACAAGGAAGUGCCCACAGUGUAAUUGUCCAGCCAAGAGGGAAGACAUUCGAAAUAUCUACUGCAAGGCUCUAAAAGCCACUGAUACAUCAGAGCGGGACAGGGCUUUGGAAGAGCUGGAGGAGGAGAAAAUGAAGAGGAUGAGGGCGGAAGAUGAAUGCUCGAGGACCAGGAUUUAUUUCGAACAAGCGCAGAUAGAACUGAUUAAGCUUCGAAUGCAGUUGGAGCAAGAAUCAAUAUCGCAAAGGCACAAUGCUGCUUUGGAGGAACCAUCAUCGUCACAAACUACGUCAUCGCAAGGCCUAUCUUCACAGGAAGCUUACCCAAGACCAAGCGAGAAUACCACUCGACACAGGCUCAUCCACCUAAAAACAAUAAAAGUCUCUCAGAGCAAAGCCCGUGUUAUGGCCUAUGACAAAACCCAUGCAAUGAUGGUUGCCUCAAAACCUUCACCGAAUCAAAUGUUUCCUGGUUAUGGUAUUGCCAAGGUGAGCUCUCUUGAAUCACGGACCAGCGAAUAUGUUCCAGUGCAUCAAAGCUGCAUCCGCGAUAUCUGUUUUAAUUCAAGCGGUGAUCGACUGCUUCUUAGCGCAUCAAUGGACAAAACUCUCAAGAUCACAAGCAUGACUAGCAGUAUGGUCGUUCUAAGCUACACAUGCCCUGCUUCCGUUUGGUCCUGUCAGUGGAAAAGCACAGACACGAAUUACGUAUUCGCUGGGUUACAAAACGGUCAGUGCCACGUGUUUGACAUCCGUAACACUGAUGAGCCUUGCAACAUCUUUCAAGCCUCGCAAGAUGCGUCUUGUCCCGUAAUAUCAAUGGUUUACCUAUCUGAUGUUUCAAAUGGUGGCGUCGGCCCAAAAGGCCUUCUCACUUGUUCACUCAACCGACCAGUUUUCUGGGAAUUUCGGGAUACAGAUGGGUUUUACAAUCGUCCAUUUAAUGUUUCUUCAGGGCCACUUUGUGGGUUGGCUGUCGACGAAGUUUCAAGGAAGUGUCUUCUAUCAUAUCGCCCUUCAGUGAAAUUUCCGAAUUUGAGGUACCAGGUGUAUAGUCUGACUAACCUUGGAAUCACAAAUCCGCUUCCCAAUAGACCUUCCGCCCAAUUUAUUGGAAGCAGCGUAAGCAAAGUGCUAUCCCGCUCAGCCUUGUUCAGCUACGAUGACGUAUUGUAUGGGGCUACUGGUGACCAGGCCACUUCCACGACGGUGCUCUGGAAUGGCAGAACUGGUGCAGUAAGGCAGAAAAUCCAAUCAUCGGAACCAGUGCUUGAUAUUGUUGCAUUCAACUCAAACGCAGAUGUCAGCUUUGUAUCUACGCUGACAGAGCAGAAGCUCAGUAUCUACAGAUGGGAAUGAAUUGCAAGCAUCUCGGUUAUUGUCAUUGAAGAGGCAUAUAAAAAUGGCGGCUUGAAUCCAAACUGAGGCAAUUUGGAAAUGGCUCUUGGCUUCAUGACUUUUAAUGGGUGAAAGCCUGUUUUGGGCAAUGAAAAAUUUAUUGGAUUGAUGUUGAAUGAAUUUAAACUUUUAUAGCGUGGCUAGGUUGGAUGAUUUUAUGAAGGACUCUGGUGCUAAGCUGCUCAUGCUGCAUUCCAUUGCUAGAAGUGGAACCAAUGCCUUCAUUAAAAGCUGAGAAAGCAACAAAAGCUAGCAGCAUGCUUGUUAUUUUUGUGGUCUAAUUUAGUAUGGUCAGAAGAUUUUUGUGUGGAGACAAAGGAGUGGGAGGGGAAAAAAUUUAACAGAAAACUGAUGUCAAGGAAGAGUUUGAUAGAAAACUGAUGCUAUUUCAUCUUAAAGUAGAAUAAUAGAUAAUUGUUCAGACACCCUUUCGAAUCUUGGUAUGGACUAAAAGACCCCAGAAACGCCUCCCCUCUUCAGUUUGUACUGAUAUCUAAAGGUGUACAUUUUUCAACCAGUUUUUAGUAGCUAUGAGUGACUCCCUGAGGGCAACUACUCUCAUUUUGAAUGAAUAACUCAAGAUAUAUGAAUCUUUUAGAUUUCUUUAUGUUAUUUAUACUUUUAUAUAAGUAAUUGAACAAAUUUUAAUCGACCUUACCCUAAUAGACUUUAAUAGCUUGGUCCGAUAUAACCAGGUUUUUUUUAAACCUUCGUUUUAACUUUUUGGGGAACACCUCUAUUAAACGGCUUGGAAUGCUGAAGGUCACCUUCCUAAAUGCUUUCAGUUAUGACAAAGAAAUUGUACAUUUCAAUAUUUUCAAUUAUUUUCCAAAUGUUAUAAAUCGGUUAAACAUCCUUUUAAAUUUCACUGUUUUUUACUAACUUCUGAUGAGAACUUUCUACAAUUUCCACGAAUCCUGAAGCAAAUUUGACAGAUAUACCCAAGUAAAUGGGGCACCAGGGUAAUUAUCACAACAGGGUAAUUAUCACACCAGGGCACCAGGGUAACCCUCUACUUCUGCCUCUGAAAAUAAUAGUUGUAUUUGACAUAUAAUAUCGAAAUUGAAUUUUAUUUCUAACACUCCAGUAUCGAGCAACCUGCAUUGAAAAUGUAAUUUUGUCUAUUGAAUUGUAAAUAACUUGACACAAUGCCGCUAUAAUAGUUUUAAAUAGAAUAAAGAAAAAAUGUCAGUUUUGUUUAAAUUGUUAUGUUGCUACAAUAUUUUGUUACAAGUUUGUUAAAAAUUUAACUUUCUUAUGAUGUUCUUGCCUUUCAAGGCUAAUUUUUAAUUCAAAUAUAUGUUCCUUAUACGA
Molecule: messenger RNA, 4144 nt
Organism: Rhopilema esculentum
Lineage: Eukaryota; Metazoa; Cnidaria; Scyphozoa; Rhizostomeae; Rhizostomatidae
Product: E3 ubiquitin-protein ligase rfwd3.S
Biological process (GO): interstrand cross-link repair; protein ubiquitination
Cellular component (GO): nucleus
Molecular function (GO): ubiquitin-protein transferase activity; protein binding
Source: RefSeq, a predicted model, not a curated record